GCUUCGGGGCAUCGUGCAGUCCACAGGGGAAGAUGCAACCACAGUGGUCCUACGGGAAGGAGCCGGGCCAGGCGGUGGGCAGCGCACGCUCCGAGUUGUCAAGACUGGCAACAGCUUCAGUAUGGUGAGCGUUGGAGAAGGAGGUGUCCAGCUCCAGCACACAAGGACCUACAUGCCCACGGAUGCUGCAGCAGAGCUUUCCGGGAGUUACAGCCAUUCCCGUGGUGGAACUGUCCAUGUUACAGUGGAAGCCGACGAGGUGGUGCUCCAAAAUUCCCAGGCGACCUCCUCGCAGAAGUCACCGGCCGGCACUGCAUGUCAGAACGGGCAAAUCC
Messenger RNA from Symbiodinium sp. CCMP2592, 335 nucleotides. Lineage: Eukaryota; Dinophyceae; Suessiales; Symbiodiniaceae. The record is from the annotation of a GenBank genome assembly.